CUCUAUUAGAGGACUGACACUAGGGCGCAGGGGAAGCAUGGGGGGGGCUGUCCAGCAUUCAGGUCUGGAACCUUGAGAGGCACGAACCCCUCGAGCUGCCCUCGAACCUGUGCUCGCGCCACCCUCGUCUGUCUUAGCUUCCUCCCCCGCUCUUCUAGUCCCCCCUGCCUUUACCUUGGCCUUUGCUCGCCUGCAGUACGGUCCUGAGCGUUCCGGCCGGCAGCCCAACCCGCCCAGAGCUCGCGCCUCCCCACGCACCCGAGCCGCGGGGGAGGAGGAAAAGGAAGGCGCGCGCGGGGGGGUGGAGGGGUGGGUAAGGAAAGGAGGGUCUCCGUCUUGCGGGGGCAAUGGUGACGGCCCAGGAGGAACCCUCCUCGGGGCACGGGAUGAAGCCCAGCCCUCAGCCUGAGGGGGGCGUCUCCUCCCAGCCAGCCAAGGGACUCGAGAUGCCUGCGGACGGGGAGGUGAAGGGGUCCCCGGGGCGGACCAUGCCCGAACCCCCCGAGGGCGGCUGGGGCUGGGUGGUGAUGCUCGCGGCCAUGUGGUGCAAUGGAUCGGUGUUCGGCAUCCAGAACGCGUGUGGUGUGCUCUUCGUGUCCAUGCUGGAGACCUUCAACUCCAAAGACGACAAGGCGAUGGUAUUCAAGACAGCUUGGGUGAGUUCUUUGUCCAUGGGAAUGAUUUUUUUCUGCUGCCCUAUAGUGAGUGUGUUCACAGACAUAUUUGGAUGUCGCAAAACGGCUGUUGUUGGAGCUGCUAUAGGAUUCAUUGGACUUAUGUCUAGCUCUUUUGUAAGCUCCAUCGAGCCUCUGUAUCUCACAUAUGGAAUUAUAUUUGCCUGUGGCUGCUCAUUUACAUACCAGCCAUCGUUGGUCAUUUUGGGACAUUAUUUCAAGAAACGCCUGGGACUGGUGAAUGGCAUUGUCACUGCUGGUAGCAGCGUCUUCACAAUAUUACUCCCUUUACUUUUAAGGGUUCUGAUUGAUAAUUUGGGCCUGUUCAAUACACUCAGAGUCUUAUGCAUCUUCAUGUUUGUCCUGUUUCUCGCUGGCUUUACCUACAAACCCUUUCAUAGUGAUGCCAAAUAUAGAGACAAUGAGCAAAAAGGAGAGAAGAAAUUCUUUCUCUUUUCCAAGAGAAAGUUCAGCCCUCCCAAAAAGAUUUUUAAUUUCUCCAUCUUCAAGACCAAAGGUUAUUCAGUCUGGGCUUUUGGAAUUCCACUUGCACUUUUCGGGUAUUUUGUGCCUUAUGUUCACUUGAUGAAUCAUAUAAAAGAGAGAUUUGCAGAUGAAUCAAAUAAAGAAGUAACUCUAAUGUGCAUUGGAAUCACUUCAGGAGUUGGACGACUGGUCUUUGGCAGAAUUGCAGACUUUGUGCCUGGUGUUAAAAAAGUUUACUUACAGGUCAUCUCAUUUUUGUUCAUUGGCCUGAUGUCUAUGAUGAUUCCACUGUGUAAUGUCUUUGGGGCACUCAUAGCUGUCUGCCUUUUCAUGGGUCUCUUUGAUGGAUGCUUCAUUUCUAUCAUGGCACCCAUUGCCUUUGAGUUAGUUGGUGCCCAGGAUGUCUCCCAAGCUAUAGGAUUUCUGCUUGGAUUCAUGUCUGUACCAAUGACUGUGGGCCCACCUAUUGCAGGUUUACUUCGGGAUCACUUAGGUUCUUAUGAUGUGGCCUUCUACCUUGCUGGGGUCCCACCCCUGUUGGGAGGAGCUGUGCUUUGUACAGUCCCAUGGAUCCAUGAAAAAUGGAAACAAAAAGAAAUGAGCAUCAAGGGAGAGGAAAAGCUGGAGAAAAUGUUGGAGAACCACUACUCCCGAGUUCAUCAGGGAUAAAUAAAGACUCUGAUCCUGUUUUGUAAUGCUCUGGGCUUCUGUCAGACUGGACUUGCUUUCCAAAGUUACAGCAAGUUUUCUUUUUUAUGAAUUGGAAAUUUAAAAAAAAAAUAGCAUUAUAGGAAUAACACUAGAAUGGUAAAACAAGAUCAUUACCUAGCAAGUAUCCUUUCUUAACAUUGAAUAAUAGCUUUCUGACAUUUCUGAGACCUAGGGCAAGAACUUUGGUACUGAGGGAAAAAAAGACAUAAAAUCAAAUCACAAUUGUCUAUGAGAAAAAUUUAGGCUUCUCACAAGAAAAUCAAAUUCUGGAAAUUGUGGAAGCUACUUAGCAUGUAUAAAGAUUAUAAAAUACCUCAAGCUAGACUGAAGGGUUGCAGUCUGAUUAGGACCAGAAAUCUUUUUUGGUCUCUAAACUAUGGUACUGAUCAGUUCUGGUAUCUCUGUUUUUAACUUCUUGUGCUAUGUUAAAUAAUUAAGAAAAAUAAAGCAUAGAUCUUAGCCUUCCCCGGAAGAUUGAUACUUAAAUUCUAUGCUUUGCUGCUGAUAAGUUAUGAAAUGUGUUCAUAUUCCCGAACUUCUUCCAGUGUGAAUUCCUGUUUUUGAGCCAAAAGAGGCCUUUAAUGGGGCAAGAGCUGAAAUGUAUGCACACUAAAUAUGUAAGGCACAAAUAUCACCAGUGCUCUUACAAACAAAGUGGUGCAGAAUUCAGCCAUUUCUUUUAUAUUCCUCACUGUAUGCCUACAGUGUGUUUUAACACUUGAAUGGCCUGUAAUUUGCAGGGUCUAAAAAAAUAAACUCCCAACCCAAAUUAACAGAAGAUUUGAAAUCACAACCCUAAGUACAAUAGAAUGAAUUAGAGAGAACUUGCUAACUUGUAUUUUAAAUUCUUUUGCUAUUCUGGGUCUACUACGUCCAAAAAGGUGAUUAUUUUCUUUAGAGGCAUGUUAAGCAUGCACCAAGCUGCAGUUGUACGCACAAAUAGACAAAAAUCUUAUCUUCAUGCAGUUUCCAUUUCUAAUAGAACUAAUUGCUUAAAGUCUUGUCUAUGAAUGUAAUGGGUCUGUUUGUGACUUGAAAUCAUUUGUCAAACAAUUUUACAUUCCCAUAACUGUGUGAAAAAAAAAAAAUUCAAUGUCUGUCUUAGUUCCCUUUCUAUUAACAUUCCUGCCACCUAUGCCCUAAAAACAAAAUGCUAAAAUGCUAAAUGCUAAUGCUAAAAUAAGUUAUCACUUUUUAAAAAUAGUAUCUUUAUUUUUCAAAAUACAUGCAAAUAUAGUUUUUCAAUAUUCACCUUUACAAAACCUUGUGUUCAUAUUUUUCUCCCUCUCUACCUUCCUCCUCCCCUAAAUUGCAAGUAAUCCAAUAUAGGUCAUAAAUAUGUGUAAUUCAGCUAAACAUAUAUCCACAUUUCUCAAGCUGCACAAGAAAAAUCCGAUUUUUAAAAAUGCAAGGAAAAAACAAACAAGGAAACAACAACAACAACAAAGGUGAAAAUACCUUUAUGAUCCCCUUCAUCAAAAGUCUCUUAGAGUUGGCCAGCAAUUUAUUACUUAUUCACAUUAAAAACAAAAUUAAAACCUUUUCCCCUCACCCUCAAGAUUAGUCUAUAUUUUUUGUUUAGUUUAAGUCAUUGCAAAUUAAUGUUGAAGAUGUAGUUAAAUACUAGAUUUGUAUCCAAAUAAUUUUGGAUAUACAUUAAGAUCUUCCUAAGAGAUAGCUUUUGUGCACCUGGAAAGAUUGUGCCUGUAUUUGCCAAAUGAAUUUCUUCCUUUCUCAAGUAUGAUUUGGCUCUAUCUUUUUCUAAAUCCUCAAAUUUGCUCAUCUUGGGGGAGGGAGUGGAUUAGGAAAUGAAAGUCUUAUAGGUAGAGGGAUUCAGAAGAGUGAAAAUUGUUCCAAUUCUCUUCCCUUCUCAGUUUAGGUACAAAGAAGGUAUUUUCAGAGUAGAAAAACAUGGCUAGAACUAUCAGAAAGAAUGAUAAAUUGUGUGGACGAUUUGUUAUCUUUUGGGUGAAAGAGGUGUGGUUGUAAAUUGAAGUUUUGUGGAAAAUUGAGUAGUUUUCUUCUAUUUUUUUUGGCAGUAUUUUACUUACUAUCUGACAACUUGAAAAUUCAAAAUACAUACUUAUUAAUUAUAAUACUUUAUUUUAAUAGGAUUUUAAAUGAUUUACAGCAUAAUGGCAUUCUCUUAGUUAUUUAAGAUGAAACUUUCAUUCUUUUAUAAUUAUUCAGUUACAAAUAUAAUGUUUAUGCAAAAUGCUGUUAAACAUACUGGUUUAUUUUUCAUUUUUUCUCUAGGUCUUUAUAUUUCAGUUAAAACAAUCAACCAUAUGUCCUUUGUUCAUAUUGCCCUCUGCUUAUAGGUAAAACUAUUUCAUAAUUAUGCAUAAUUACAUUUAAAAUAACAAUCUCUUUAUUCAUGUCCUGUUUCUUUGGCAAUGUGGAGUGAUACUUUUUUUACUUGAAAAAUGUUUUUGAAAGAUCUACAGAAACACACACAAUCAAGACCAACCAUAUUUUUGCCAACAUAAAGUUUAUUUUCCAAUUAUCAUAAGAUUUGAGCACAAUCCAAAAAGUAUUAUACCAAACUGGCCAGUCUUUACAAAGUAAUUAGAUAUCUGCAAAGGCAAAAAUUCACUCCACAUGAGAUUCAAAACCUUUCACUAUUUUACAAUUUGGCUAGUUUUGGAGAAACAGUUGACUAAAACCUGAAGAAAUGGACUUUCCUCCUCUUCGAUUUUCCAUGUUAUCAAAACAGCUAAAUCAUCUAAAUGUUUGUAAUAAAAAGAAUAAGUUUUCAGCAAUGUUGUGUCUUUGUGUGUAUAUUGCAUAUACAUAUAUAAUUUUUUAUAUAGUAGCAUUAACUAUAAUGGAAGUAUAACAUGGAUUAAUGCUAAAUGUUUUUUAAAAAAUUUAUUGCUAUCAACGUAUGAUAAAAGUUAUUGUUCACUAAAGAACAAAAGCUAUUUUUAUAUCAUUAUAAGAGCUGAUACAUUUUUAAAGGAACAACUUAUUAAGUGUAAGAAAAUGUAGAAAGUAGCCCCAAGAUAUAAAUGGUCUGAGAUAUAAAGACUCCGAAAGUUAAAGGUUAUGACAAAUAGAUACAAAUUCUUUAUGAAAGUUUCAAACUAAGAGAUUAUUUUAGGAUUUUCUUUAAAAUAAAUCAUAAUUUUUAAAGAGAUACGAAUAAUAUACUGCAUCAAGGGGGCCUAUUGUGCUUUGUUUAUUUUAUUUUGUACAGACACAUUUAGAAAAAGGCCCAACGCUAGAAUUUUUUGGUCUUUUUUCCUCUUCAUUCUCUGAUUGGGCACUUAAAUGUUCAAAUCAUAUUGGGAGAUGAGGAAAAGAAGUUCUUUAAUUUUACCCAAAAAAGUGACUCUAGGGCCAGUUUCUGGAUAGUAGAUGCCAAAGUAUAUCAAUUCUUUUACAUAUAAUAUAAAUGGCACUUGGGAGGAAAAUGGUCAUCCCUUCAUUUAGUUUUAGAAAAUUUUCUAUAAGCUUUUGGGACCUCUGGAUUAUGAUUGCAGCAUUCCUUGAACAGCAGUAUUUUAAGAUUUAUAACCUUACAUACUUUUUUUUGCAUACAUAAUAAAGGUAAAAAUUUUUUUUUCUAUCUUUAGAAACACAGAUAUGACAGUUACCCAAGUUUUAAUUUCUAUUCAUCACCAAAAAAUGACUCACAUGUUGUAUUACACUCUCCCAUAAAUAGAUAAAGCUGAUUAGAUGCAAUCUAUCCAAAUUUAGAGAAACCUUUUAUGUCCACUGACAAAACCUUUGAAUAUUAGCUUUGACUUAACCUAAGUAUGAUUAAGAGUUAAAAUAUCUUUCUCCUUAAAUCUCAGAAAUUGCUGGUGUAAAAUAUCAGUAAUGGGACUAUUUUUUUAGGUAUAGGGUUUUUUUUUUUUUUCCUACUUUACUCUCAGAAGUCUAAGGUAAAAAUGACAUUGAAUUACAAGCUAGUUUCAAAGCCAGAAAGAUGUGAGUUCAAUUCCUGCCUCUGAUACAUGCUAGAUUUGCAAACCCUGGACAAUUUAACUUAACUUUUCAAUUAUCCAGGAAACACUUUUAAAAACAAACAAACUUAUUUCCCCCAUUUACAUGUAAACAUUUUUUUAAUAUUAAUUUCUUAAAAUUUUUGUAUUCAAAAUUCUCAGCUUUCUACUCUGCCUUCUUUUUCCUCUCCUCUUCCCCCAGUACUCUCUCUCAGGCCAAGUGAGAAAGCAAGCAAUUUCACAUAGGUUAUGCACACUAGGCAACCCUCUUAAAAGCAUAAAUUACAGAAAAGGGCUUACUUGCAUUUAUAGAGGUCACCAGGAAGUUCCCUAGAUUAAUGAAGUCACAGAUUCAGUCCCUAUCCUCAGAAGUAACUCCAUAUUUAUAUUACUAGUGUAUUCCUGAUAGAAAAAUUUCCUAUUAUAUCUAGUUUUGAAAUAACUUAAAAUUUUAAAAUAAUAUAUGUAAAUGAUUUUUUUGGAAGCAAAUUCUUCAUUUAGCUUGUAAAUGAGGCAGGAUAUUAUAAUGGGGAAAAUGACUGAAUCUCCAAGGAUCUAGAUUUGAAUUGCUGCUUGGUACCUCUGCUUUACUGUUGUGUGUUAUCUUUGGACAGUUAUUUAACCUCUCGUCCAUCAUUUUGUCAUCUAAGAAAUAAGAAGAUUAUCUUGGAUUGGAUUCUUAAUGUGAGUCCAUAAACUUUUUAAAAAAAUAUUUUAUGACCUUCUAUAUAAUUUGUUUCUUUUGUACUCCUAUGUGUUUUAUUUUAUUCACUUAAAAAUAUUAUUCUGAAAGGAUAUCCAGAGGUUUCAGCAGACUGCCAGAAAGGGUCAUGAUACACCAAAGAUUUAGAAUUCCUGUUUUAAAUGUUCUUCAGUUUCUUCCAUCUCUAAAUUCUAUUGGCAAUGCUGUGAACUCCUAUAUAUUACUCCCUUUUUAUCCCUAUUGCAUUUCCUACAUUUGUGUGGACUUCAUAUUUUUAGCUCAUUAGAAAGCGUUUUUAAAAGUUUUUUUAGUAGCUUUGAUUUAGAUAACCUAUGUCUUAAGUAGCAAUGAAGCAGCUGGUGGUGAAUUUUUUUUUUUUUUAAUCAUCAAAACCUCUUUCUUUCCUCUAUUGACAUGUUUUCCUAUUGAUUAUUUUCCUUCUUUUCCUUCAAAAAUGACCACUAGUUUAUCCUUCCUUAUAAUGAACAUUGUUUAGAUUUUGAGGUUUCUGAUCUAGCUUUGGAUUAUGCAACCAUGAUAGAGUUUGCUAGAGGACUCCAAAAUUUAACUUAUGGAAAAUUGAAAAGGAUAAGAAUGGCUAGGCUAAUAUAAACCAUUAAAUAGUCUAGGGAAAGGAUGACAUUGUGAACAUGUUUUUUGUUGGCCAUAAAAGAAUGCAUUUUAUUAAUAUUUUUAAAUGUUUCAAAGUUUCGUAAUACAAGCCUUUGGUCUAAAUAUUUUUCUACAGCACCUUUUGUUAUUAUAUCCCAUUGUAUUUUUCUUAUGAAGGCAGCCUAGUAAAGCAGGAAGCUAGGUGACACAGUGUUAGCUGUAUGACCCUGUCCUAUGUCACUUAAUUUCUAUCUCAGGUUCUUCAUCUAUAAAAUGUAUCUUUUGUGAAUUGUGAGGAUAAAUGAAAUAUUUGUAAAGUGUCUGGCAAAUCUUUUUAUUUCCUAUCAAAGCUAGCUAUUAUUAUAUCCCAUUGUAGCCACACUGAGAGGUUGCCUGGUGUAAAAGAGUACAGUAUCUGAAAUCAGAGGUGGCUGGAGUCCAAAUUUAAAUCUGAAUUCUACUACUUUUUAGAACACCUCUGUGACCUUGGGUAAUGUAUCAUUUAAACUUUUGGCCAUCAUUUUCUAAUAUAUAAAACGAGGGAAUUCUAUGAUCCAUAAUCUUGUAUACUCAGUGCUUCACAUUUGAUGGGCUUUGACUAUAUAGGUUAACUAAAUUCCCUUGAAUAAACAACCAAGUAGAUGAAAGUUAUGCUAAAUUCCAUUCCAUAGUGCAUGGAUAUCUUAGUGUAAUACUAGUGUAAAACAUCAACUCAUUUAUUUUUCAGAAGCAUAAAUUAUAAAUAUACAAAUUGGCUUAAGACUUUAGCAACUCUUUCAUAAUAGAAAAAAUAUUAAAUGGAAAUUUAAGUUACUUUGAAUUUUAAAAAAAUAUAGUAAAUUAUAAUACUCGAUCUUUCAGUGUUACUGGUAUACAAAUUGGAGGCAGAUAUUGUUAUAUUAGAAUAGCUUUUGUUUUUCUUAUGUUCUCAAUUAGAGUUGAAGUAAAAGGUUGAAAGGUGGAUCUUGGUUGAUUAAAACAAAAUACUUUCCAAAAAAGGAAUUUACAAUAUAAUUUGAAAGAAUUGUGGUAUCUAUGUUAGAGUUUCCCCUGCAGUAGUAUUAACAACCAUAAAAGCAUCAUCUGCAUUUUUAAAAAAUUAAAAACAUAAUAUAGUACUCAAUCUUGGGAAAUUUCACUACCUUAGUAGCUUGAUAAGUGAUCACUAGUAUUGCUUUUCAGUUCAACAGUUGUAUUGGUAAAGACGAUUUUUGGAAGAUUUAGGAUAUUUCUGACAGAAACAUCAAUGUUGACAGCAAUAAUUGGGACUAUUUGAUUUUCAAUUUGUAGGUUUGUAUUCACUUCUGGCCAAAAUAGUGCACAUUUCUUGACAUUUCAUGAAUAUUAGAGGCUAAUGUUUUGUAGGAAACUAAGUUUUUUUUGUCUUAUACUUUCAGCAACAAAAGGGAAUGUUCAUAGUUAUUUUCAUUGCUGGCAUUCAAAUUGCAUAAUCAUACAAUGUUAGACAACUCUUCCUGUGAAAAUAAAUAUCCAUAAAAAUAUUCACUGUUACACUUUUGUUGCGCAAAUUUGAUUUAAAACUUAGUUGUUAGAAAAUCAAAUAUAGGGGCAACUAGGUGGUGCGACCCGAGUUCAAAUCUAGUCUCAGACACUUAACACUUCCUUGCUGUGUGACCCUGGGCAAGUCACUUAACCCCAAUUGUCUCAGCAAAAAAAAUAAAAUAAAACAUAAGGUUUGGUUUUUGCAAAAAACAUGGUAAAUUUCCUCUUUAUACAUAUAUGUGUAUAUAUGCUUUUUUGGUAGUAGAAAUAUAUCUCAUCAAGGAAUUUUAACAUUUCCCCUUUUGUAAUUUCUGUUACCACACCUCUGGAGAUAUCCCUCUUUUUAAAAAACUUAACAUUAGAAGAGAGUGUAGAUUUCCUUCAUUUCUAAAAGAUUAACUAGUGCAUUAUAAUGCUAUUUCUAACCAAUUUAGAAAGCCAUCUGGACUUAAAUGUAACGUUUUCUUAGCACAUAAUCAUGGACAAUCAUUAUUGACUACCUCAGCUUACAGAAUCAAGCUGAUGCUAUUUCAUAAAUUUGACUUCAAUAUAAGAGAUUCUUAAAGAGAGUUUCACAUUUUGUCAGUACCCUAUGUUUUAUGAGUGUUAGUGACUGACCCAUUUUGGCAAAUGAAAAUAGGGACAAGCAACUACUAUGUCCUUUGAAAUUAACCGAAGAAGAGAGCUAAUUAAUGAACAUAACAUAGUAAUGACUCAUUUAUAAAAAUGUAUUGCCAAUGAGAAGAUUGUUAGUGCCAGGCUAUAUUUGACAAUUUGUUAUCCUUGCUAGGAAAAUAGAAAGUAAAUGACCAUGGUUGUGCCUUAUUGAUCAUUUUGGAGUCUCCCUAUGGGAAACAAUCAUCCCUUUCCUAGGUGGGCCAGGAAUCAUGGCAAAGAAAGUUUUUAUUCCUGGUGCCUUUAAAAAAAUUGGUAAGCAUGUUGCAUUUAUGGAGAUGGAAUUACCAUUACUUAAUCCAAUUAUAGAAUUCCUCUCAUCUUUCACUAUGAAUGGGAUAGGAAAAAUAAAGUUUUCUUUAAAGUACUGAAUUUUAGUAAGAACAUAUAUUGCUGAAAAUGACUAUUAAAAUCUGUUAAAAUGACUAUUAAAAUCAAAUUAGUUCUGUGUAAAUAUCUCAGAGUAUAUAAUCUCAGAGUAUAUAGGACAUAAAGAGGGCAUCUAUCAAAUGUUUGUUAAUGUGUGGAAGUAUUUAAACAAAAAUUUUAUUAUAUACUUUUCCUGACUUUUAAAAAAUUCCUCUUGUACAUGUGCUAAUUUGUCAGUGAUAGAUCCAAAUGACUAUCUAAUGACAACUAAGUUGGCAUCAGUUUAUUUCAGGGACCCAAUGUUUAUUAUUAGUAUUAUAUUUUAUUAAAGAAUUUCUUGACAAAAACAGAAAAACUAUCCCUACAGAUCAUGUUCUCACUUUGCUCUUGGCUUACGAAUGUUCAACUUUUUUCACCAAAGAAAGAUUAAAUUACUUUUGGUGCUGAACUUAAUGUUCCUUUCAAAAUGUUUUACUUUUAUGUAUUAUAGAAUUAAGCAUGUGAAGCUUAAAAUACCAUUCUAAUUAAGUGUAUCUUUGUAUUGUAUUGUAUUAUAUUGUGUUGUAUAUUCUCACCUGUUAGACUUGAGAAGGUUCAGCACAAAGCAUAUUACCAGUUUUAUGUAUUGUAUUUUAUAUAUAUGUAUACAUAUAUAUAUAAAACAUGUAAUUUUCAUUGGUUUUAAACUUCAGAUACAGAAUCACUACAUGAACAUUUUAAAAAGUAGUGAAUGAUCUUUCUUUGUAGUCAAAUUGUACUCGAAUGAUUGCCAAGAAAAAAGCCUUGUGCCAGGAUACCAACUAAAGUUGGCACAUUUUGGGUACAAAUUAGGUACUUUAAUGAAACUAAAGUUGAAAAAAGGUACUUUAUAACUGUGUGUUUACGAAAUGAUUUCCUUAACAUUCUACAUCCCUUUAAAAAAUAUUUCCAAGAAGGAGUAAAAAAAUACUUUAGUACUCAUUCCCAAAACUUGGACAAAUAUGUUUUACCCCCGGGCCUGGAGGUAUAUUUGCAUUAUUAUGUUUAAGUUCCCAUUGAUAAUGUCAUUUGUCAUCUGUCCUUUGACUCUUUAAUUAAUUGUAACUGCAUCUAGUUAAGAAGAAUGGUCAGCAGUACCUCCAAGUACUCUCAAGUUAGUGAUUACAAAGAAAUAUUGCUGGCUGUUUCACUCCCACUGACAAUUGUUGCUGUCAGUCUAAUUCCUUGGGUUGCCUCACACACUUUGGGGGUCAGUCAAUAAGCAUUUAUUAAGCACCUACUCUGUGCUAUACUAAGCAGUGUGCGAGAUUCUGGGGGAACAAAGAAAAGCAAAACACAUUCCCUGCCCUUCAGAAGCUCACUUUCCUUUGCCUAAUGCAAACAAUGAGUAAGUAAAAGGUGGUCUAUCCAUUCCAUAGGCAUAGAAAGGACAGGUGGUCCAAAUCUGUGCCCUCAUGAUUAAACUUAACUAGUUAAUAUAAUUAUUUCUAUUACUACUAGGUUGUAUCUGAAAGGGAAAAACAAGAACUUCUCAACCUAAGGAUGCUAAUGAGACCAAACAUUACAGCCUCUAAUGUGUAACUUUGCUUAGAACAGGCUUAGAUAAAAGUGUAUUUUUGUAAUUAUGCCUUUUCAACUCAAAGGCUAGAGCUAGGAUAAACAGAACCCUGCAGUAUUAUUCAAAUAGAAAAUAGUUUUGACUUUGUUUAUUUUAGACUUCUUGUAUAAUGCAAAGUUUUUAUGUUAUUGCCUUGUUUUGUAAUAUCUGAAGAUUUGUUUUAUUCUACAUAUCUUGAAAUUAGUAGGAAAAUUUGUCCAUAGGAAAUCACUAAAUACUAAUAUUACAUGUAUGUGCUAUAGCGAUGCAUCCCUACUUUUCUCACUGCCUAUAUAGGAUGCUAUUUUGGACAUAAUUGUUGUUUAAAUAUAGAACUCUGUGCUUGAAUUAUAUGCUGAAUUUGAUCCUACAAUGCUCUGUAGUUUAAUAUUUGCUAUUUCAUAUUUUUAAUGACUUUGUUUUUAAGGGUAUGAUUUGUGACCCAUUUUUAUAUGCAAUUGAUUGUAGAUUUUGCAACUUUUUUUCAAAAACAAAAUAAGCUUUUUAACAAUUUGAAGAUUAAUGUACUUCAGAGGAAAAAUGUGAAACUUUGGUCAAUGCAAUAAAAUUUUUAAAAAUUAA
This is a messenger RNA of Antechinus flavipes (yellow-footed antechinus), 11841 nucleotides long. It is a transcript of the gene SLC16A10, whose product is annotated as solute carrier family 16 member 10. Gene Ontology annotation, molecular function: monocarboxylic acid transmembrane transporter activity. Gene Ontology annotation, biological process: transmembrane transport. The record is from RefSeq and is a predicted model, not a curated record. Lineage: Eukaryota; Metazoa; Chordata; Mammalia; Dasyuromorphia; Dasyuridae.